CAGAUGCACCUUGUACUGGGGACAAUAAAAGGCCACUCAAAAUGUGCUGUUUUGUCACACAACACAAUACCACAGAUGUCUCAAGUUUUGAUGGAGUGUGCAAUUAGCAUGCUGACUGCAGGAAUUUCCACCAGAGCUGUUGCCAAAGAAUUUAAUGUUCAUUUCUCUACCAUAAGCCACUCAAGUCUUUUGAGAGAAUUUGGCAGUAUGUGCGGUUGUGAGGGGGCGAGCGGUUUGCUGAUGUCAACUUUGUGAACAGAGUGCCCCAUUGUGGGGUUAUGGUAUGGGCAGGUAUAAGCUACAGACAACGAACACAGUUGCAUUUUAUCAAUGGUCAUUUGAAUGCACAGAAAUACCGUGACAAGAUCAUGAGGCACAUUUUUUAAGGUAUCUGUGACCAACAGAUGCAUAUCUGUUUUCCCAGUCAUGUGAAAUUCAUAGAUUAGGGCCUAAUGAAUUUAUGUAAAUUGCCUGAUUUCCUUAUAUGAACUGUAACUAAAGUAACAUCCUUGAAAUUGUUGCAGGCUGCGUUUAUAUUUUUGUUCAGUAUAAUAACAUCGUAUGCGAGCCUACGACCCAUCCAUCCAGUCUUAGAUCUCUCUUCAUGUAGUGUAUGUAUGUGUGUUUUGUCCUAUAUUCUUUAUCCUCGCCCCCAGCCCCCGUCCCAUUUUGCCUUUUUGUAGGCUGACAUUGUAAAUAAGAAUUUGUUCUUAACUGACUUGCCUAGUUAAUUAAAUCAAACAAAAAAAAAUCCACCCGCGCCGUCACAACACAACGAGGUCACCAACGGGUCGUCAUUAGUUACCACAGCCACAAAGAAAAACCCCGCCUAUUUCUACAAUAUGUCUUCUUAAAAUGAUAUUUUAAUCCUAACCCUAUCGUUUACCCUAGCCUUAAACACACUGCUAACCUUAUGCAUAAUCCUAACCUUAAGUUAAGACCAAAAAGCACAUUUUUGUUUUCAUGAUUUUUUACAAUAUAACCAAUCUUGACUUUAUGGCUGUGCUAUCUAGUGGAAACCUUCCAAGUGGGUCCAGGGCAGGUAGCGAUUGGACCAUCUGGAUGUCUAUCGCUUCUUUUUUGGAGGGGGUAGGAAUAACUGAUCCAGCGUUCUCUCCACAGACGCUGGGUCAGUUAUAUACAGUCAUUGGUUUGAAGCAGCUUGCGAAUAUAUCCAAUUAUUGAAGGGUAAAUCAGUGGUAGCCUAUUUUUUUGAACUGUGGAAGGCUGAAAUGUAUUUUCGUAGUUAGCAACGACACCAGUAUCUUAACGAUGAACCGCAGUGUAAUUUAUCGCUCCAUUUUGCCUUUACGCCAAGAACUUUACUGAUAGGCUACAUUUGGCGCCAUACGGUGUUUUUAUUGGAUAUAUGCUAUAUUUUCUAUUUUGGGCUGGAUAUCGAAUCAUAAGGUGAUUUGAAUAGAGCCAACUGCAUAUACGGCGGACAAGCCCUACGGCCACUGUAGCAUCAACCGUUUGUUGAUAAACACGAAUCCUUUCUCAUACAGGACCACCUCCGGUGCAUUGAUGCACCCGUUUCAGUGGUUUAACGUUCCUCUCCCUGUCCCGGUUCUAUCUUCCCCCCUGACCUUAAACUGGUCAUCGACCGACUUGAAUGCUUCAGUGAUAAUGUGGUCUAAUUGACACACACAGAUGGGCUACAGACAACACACGCACGUGGGCGGACUAACCUUCUCUGCAUGGAUUUCAUUGGGUGCUUUUGUGGUCUGGGACUGGUCUACUCCAACAAGUCGUGCACCAUGCCUCCCAUCACCUUCCAGGACCUGCCCCUCAACAUCUACAUGAUCAUCUUCGGAACAGGCAUCUUCAUCUUCAUCCUCAGCCUCAUCUUCUGCUGUUACUUCAUCAGUAAACUAAGACACCAAGCCCAGAGUGAUAGGUUUGGCUACAGAGAGGUGGUUUUAAAAGGAGACCCUAAGAAGUUGAAUCUCCAUGGGCAGACGUGUGCUGUUUGCCUGGAAGACUUCAAAGUCAAAGAUGAGCUGGGAGUGUUGCCAUGCCAACAUGCCUUUCACAGGAAGUGUCUGGUGAAAUGGCUGGAGGUGCGCUGUGUGUGCCCCAUGUGCAACAAAACCAUUGCAGGACCCCCAGAACAGCGCAACAGCAUAGGAACACUACUGGACGAACUGGUGUAACCUAACAACAAGCAUGGAGUGGGCACUGUGAGCUGGUGUAACCUAGCAACCAAUAGAAAGUGAACGCUAUUGUCUGGUGUAUCCUAGAAACCACCCACAGAUGACUGUGAAAUGGUGUAACCUAGCUACCACCUGGAGAGGACUGUGAGAGCUUCUGUUACCUAGCAACCAACACAGAGCUGCAUACAUGAGUCUACACCACACACAGUCUCCAGCUACCCACACUUCACCCAGUGACUCUUUCUCUUUGUCUCUGACUGUCUCACUCUUUUUCUGUCUUUUUCCCCCUUUUUCUCUCACUAGCCUUCUCUGUCCUUUCUGUCACGCUCUCUAUUUCUGUUUUUCUUCUGUUGACUCUGAAUUCUCUCUGACACUCAUUUUCUCACCUUCUCUCUUUUCCUUUCUUUCUGUCUUUUACUUCCUCAGAGGUGAGUUCUAGUUCCAAAGUCAGCAAGAGGGAAGAGCUCCAGACAGUUGGAGAGUGUAGGAGCAGGCAGUUGAUUUGAAUGUGUAAAGACAAGAGUGGAACUGUAAGAACCAUGGUGUUGAGAAAAUACAAAGGGAUGUUCUAUGGGCAUGUGUGUGUGUGUGUGUGUGUGUGUUGUCGCACAGAGAAGUCUGUUUGGGUUUGUCACUUGUUAUAUUUCUUUUUUGUUUAUAACAUGUUUUUUUUCUAUUAUUGUACAUGGACCAAGGCAAUGUGAGCGAUGUGCAUCACCCUCUCACCACAACAUUAUUGUUCUUGGCUGAAAGGUGUUAGUUUUUGAUGUAUUGCACUCUGACACUCUGUGUUUUGUAUACCUCCUGCCAACCAAUGUGUGUAUCGCACUGCACAGGUGGUUUAGUGAAACAUGUUCACAUGUUUUAUAACCUUGCCUGACACCUGAAGACUCAUUUUAGCUCCCAGCAUUAUUGCCUAGGCUUUAGCUCAGUAGACUAUUGUGGUUCUGAAAUGUGGAGAAAUCCUGAAUUUGAUACCUAGCCUAAAUUUGAUACCUAGCCAAUCACAUUAAUAGAUUGAGGUAUCUAAGAACUCAAAGGCAAUGCACCUGCUGUUUUCUGUCGUAUUACUGGUGCAGUAUACCUGUGACAUUACUUUUAUAAAGCAAAGGGUUCUUUGCAAGUUACAGUAGUUUAGAGUUUCAAUGUUGUGUGAUUAUAUCUCAAGACCAACUCCAUCCGAUGGAAUACAGCAUAUGUCAUUUUUCUCAGUAUGUAAUUCUCUCUCUUUGAAGAAUAUGCUUUCAAUUUAUUUUACGUGAUGUUUAAUGGCUCCUUUUCGCACAUCUCUGUGAAAUAAUCUGUAUUUUAAAACUGUUUUACCAGUCGAACACAUACCAAGUAAGCACUGCUUAAAUUGAGCACUACUCCCUAUGCAACUGGGUCCUGGACUGCCUGACGGGCCGCCCCCAGGUGGAGAAGGUGGGCAACAUUACCUCCUCGACACUGGUCCUCAACACGGGCGCGUCCUCAGUCCACUCCUGUAUUUCCUGUAUACCAACGACUGCGUGGCCUCAGACAGUUACAACUCCAUUAUCAAGUUUACUGACGACAUGACAGUAGUAGGCCUGAUCAACGACGAGACAGCCUACAGGGAGGAGGUAGGCACUCUGAUGGCAUGGUGCCAAGGAAACAACCCCUCCCUCGACGUUAGCAAAACAAAGAAGCUGAUUGUGGA
Molecule: messenger RNA, 3834 nt
Organism: Salvelinus fontinalis (brook trout)
Lineage: Eukaryota; Metazoa; Chordata; Actinopteri; Salmoniformes; Salmonidae
Gene: rnf122
Product: ring finger protein 122
Exons: 6
Coding region: 1701-2156 (151 amino acids)
Source: RefSeq, a predicted model, not a curated record